UUAUUACUCUCUCUUCUCUCGCUCUCCCGCGCUCGCCGGAAAAUCCGUCUUCAAUCUUCUCUGUAGAAUUUGCCUUCCCCUGUAGAUCUCAAUUCAUGGCCGGCAGGGGCAAAACGCUGGGAUCUGGCGCCGCCAAGAAAGCCACCUCCAGGAGUAGUAAAGCCGGCUUGCAAUUUCCCGUCGGUCGUAUCGCUCGUUUCCUCAAGGCCGGCAAGUACGCCGAGCGUGUCGGUGCCGGUGCUCCGGUCUAUCUCGCCGCCGUCCUUGAAUAUCUCGCCGCUGAGGUUUUGGAGCUUGCCGGAAAUGCCGCGAGAGACAAUAAGAAGACGCGUAUCGUCCCGCGCCAUAUCCAGCUCGCCGUGAGAAACGACGAGGAGCUCAGCAAGCUUUUGGGGGAUGUGACCAUCGCUAAUGGUGGUGUCAUGCCCAACAUCCACAACCUGCUUCUGCCCAAGAAAACAGGGACUUCAUCGAAGAAUGCUGGCGGUGAUGACGAACCCUAGAUUUGUAAUAGAAACAAUGAACUGAAGAAUGAUUGAAUGUUGAUGGAAAUGUGGCUAUGGUCAAGAUAGUGUUCUCUUACUUUGUUGUUAGAUUUACCCCUUUUCCCUUCUUUUUGACCUCUAUUAUUUUUCUUCUCUUAGGUUACGAAUCUCUUUGCUUAUGGAAUUUGUAAUAGCCCCUCAAGGAGUAGUGCUAGAAUUUCACAUAGUGUUGUGAAUAUCAUCAUCAUCAUCUAUUAAUAUCAUCUUCCUACUUGUUCAUCUUACCUGA
This is a messenger RNA of Momordica charantia (bitter melon), 774 nucleotides long. Its product is annotated as histone H2A.6. NCBI's taxonomy places the organism in Eukaryota, Viridiplantae, Streptophyta, Magnoliopsida, Cucurbitales, Cucurbitaceae. Gene Ontology annotation, molecular function: structural constituent of chromatin; DNA binding; protein heterodimerization activity. Gene Ontology annotation, cellular component: nucleosome. The record is from RefSeq and is a predicted model, not a curated record.